AGCGCAUGGAGACAGCAGCGGCUUCCAUCGUACAGACCUGUUCUAACGGCCUACAAUGCUUUUCCAUGGACAACCGCUGUUGGUGUCAUAUGCCUUGCUCUAGGGAUUGUAUUGAAAUUCGCUGUGGAAGAAUCGUUGGAACUCGUUAUUGAUUACGGUAAUUGCACGACUAGCAUUGGAUACUCUGCUGAUCAGAUCGAAGAUUUUUCUUAUCCGGACGGUCUACGCGGAGACGUCAAAUUUUACUAUGGACUUCGAGAAUUUUAUCAAAAUAACCGGUUAUAUGUUGAAUCGCGCAAUGAUCUGCAAUUACUAGGAAAUCUUGACAAGGUGUCCGGUUGCGAUCCAUUGGAUUAUCUGGACGGUUUUCAUAAUAUCACGUAUGCCCCAUGUGGAUUCAUCGCGAAUUCGAUGUUCAACGACAGUUUUCAACUCCUUCUUCACGGAGAACGAGAUGCUUCCACAGCUGUACCGUUUACAACUCGGUCGAUGAUCUCUGAGAAGGUUAAGAAAAGAAAAUUCCGUAAUCCCAUCCCUACUGGGAACGAAACGCUCUGUGAUGCUUUUCGGGACACCGCACGCCCGCCUUGGUGGCAGAACAGACGUGUGCAAGCUUGGAGCGGGUGCUCCAGGUGUCGGUGUUGCCUUUUGAGAAUAUUGACUUCAUCAUGUGGAUGGGGAACAUCUGCGCUACCGCAUUUUCGGAAAAUGUACAGGAUAUUGGAUAGAGAGGUGGACGGUUUCCGAGAUGGACUGCCGAGUGGUAUGUAUACACUGGUGAUCAACUACAACUAUCCUGCCCAAUGGAAAGGUGCUGAGAAGUCGUUUAUCAUAACUCGAGAGAGUUGGAUUGGAGCACGGCGACCAUUUCUCGCUUUCUCUUAUAUUGCUGUUGGCGUCUUCCUUCUUCUAGUCAGCAUCGUGUUCUUUGUUUUGUACCUAAGACAUAGAAUCCUCAUCAGAAAAGUCAAUCUGUACUAUGUAAGCGACUGGGAUUUAAAAGAAGCUUUCGAUUGGUCUGGACGAAUGCCUGAUGGAUCCCGAUCAGCGCGACCAUGGUUAAAA
Molecule: messenger RNA, 1065 nt
Organism: Ostertagia ostertagi
Lineage: Eukaryota; Metazoa; Nematoda; Chromadorea; Rhabditida; Trichostrongylidae
Source: the annotation of a GenBank genome assembly